AUGAAAUCUAUUGUCAUUCAUGGCAGUCAACAGAAACCUGAAGCUUCAACAUCAACUGCCAAGGUCAAUUUCAGAAAACCUCAUGAAGUCACCGAAUUUGAGGACUUUUCAACAACACUACCCACAAAAUUAUUAAAAAGAUCCAGUCAUGUCGCUGAUACAUCUUCUCUACCUCCUUCCAAAAGAAUGAAGACUUCCCCUACUAAAGAGCCAAUUCAAGUAGAAACAGCCAACAUGCACAAGGAUUACAUACAAACAAAUGAAUCAGAAAAGCAUGUUUCUCCUGACAAUGUACCAGCGGCGAAGUCAGCGGUAGGAGAUGAUUUUGAUCAAACAUUCCAUGUGGUUGAACAACAACAAGCAUCUACUGGAUUGGAGGUGCACAAUUUUGCAAAUAAAUCUGACCCACCCCAACAAAAUGACCAAUCUAAUGUCCAGGAAGAUAUUAAGGGACCUGAACCAUCCACCAUGAUAAAACAGGUGGACAAUAUAUCAGAACAAAACAUUUCAUCAGAUAUUCUAGAAUUAUUUGAUCAGCAGGUCUCUUCUGAUACAUUAAAGGAAGAUGAACCAUCCGUCAAGAUACAAAAGGUGGAUGAUGUAUCAGAACAUAACAUUGUAGCAGAUAUGAUAUCAACAGUUUUUUUAUUAAGAUGUAUUAGCACACCAAUGGAACCACAAAGAGCAGAUACUGAUCAGCUUAUUCCUAAUUCUGAUACAUUGCAGAACACUGGAAAGAAAGAUGGAAGAGUAGCCGUUGAUGAAACUGACAAAGUAGAAGAGCAAGUUGAGGAGAUUGAAAAAGAAAAAAUCAAACCAAGCACAUCGGAAUCCAAUACUUCAGCACCAUUUUCGACCGAAACUCUGGAUGUGAUAGAUGCUCUAAUAUACGGCCUUCCAUCAAACCAAGUGGUUCAGGAUGAAUGUCUAUUACGCGAUAGCCAUCUACCAACCACUCUUCCAUCAAAACCCAAUGUAUUGUCUGACGAUGCGAAGACACCAUUUCGAAGAAGCAGGAUUCCUUCGAAGAUCUUACAAUCGCCGUAUCUUUCAAACUUUGGGUCGAGUAAAAAGGGUAAGGAAAAAUUGUCAUCUGUUAUGCAUCAAGCACACCCUUUUGAAGGUUUUGGUAUAUGCUAUCAUCCCCCAUCCGAGCUUUUCACAGACUACUCUCAAUGGAUAAAUAAAGGACUACUAAAAUCGCAUGGCAACAAGAAACCGAAGGAGGAUCAUUACAGAUCUAAGUACUCUUCAUUCGGCUUUGAAAAAAUAGACUUUGUAGUGGCAUUUCCUAAAGAUAAGAACUGGUUCUACCUAAUGUCACAGCCGAACAGAUGCUGGAACGAUGAGCACAUCGAUAUAAUAUUUUACUACCUUCAGAAGAAAUCGAAGAUGCAGUUGAGUAAUCAGUAUCGAUACACAACGACAAACUGCAUUUUCAAAAUUUACAUCGAAUAUGCACAUACACGCUACUAUCACAUUCCACCUGACAUUUCUACCCAAGAAGAUAUGGCAAGGGCCACUGUUACAGCUCAUCACGAGAGAUUCGUGAAGAACAUAAUAAGAGGUUUCUCAAUACCAGCCGAGUUGCCGUGGCAUUUGGUAGAUGAGGUAUACAUUCCAGUAAACUGUGACAGGGAUUUUCAUUGGGUUCUUGCGGUAGUUGUGUUGAAAAAGAGGUUGAUACGUGUGUAUGAUUCAUCGCCUAGACGAAAAAGUAGCAACCCUUUCCUAGAUAGGGCUGGGCGUUCGGUAUUCGGUUCGUACGGUAUUCGGUAA
Molecule: messenger RNA, 1779 nt
Organism: Solanum dulcamara
Lineage: Eukaryota; Viridiplantae; Streptophyta; Magnoliopsida; Solanales; Solanaceae
Exons: 9
Coding region: 1-1779 (592 amino acids)
Biological process (GO): proteolysis
Molecular function (GO): cysteine-type peptidase activity
Source: RefSeq, a predicted model, not a curated record